AUGUCAACGUCACCUCGCAGCCACCCUCAGCAACGGCCAUACUACAAGCAAGAACAGCACCACGACUACCAAUACCGGCAUCCACCAUCGUCGCCUCACCAUCAUCAUCGAGCUAAGCGCCCGAGACCGUUGUCCCCGGGCCCAGAGACGCAAGACACGCCGCCGCCGUCCGCCUCAGCCUCGGCCAGUGUACCCUCACCCGUCAGCGAGGACGCUCAAGGUGCCAGCAGCAUCAAUGGGUCUAUUACCACCAUACCCGGCCAAAGCAGCAAUUUCCGCAACGUUAGCGCAUGCUCGAGAUGCCGCGCGCGCAAGAAUCGCUGUGACCAGAGGUUACCUAACUGUACGGGCUGCGAGAAGGCCGGCGUGGAUUGCAUUGGCUAUGAUCCCAUAACUAAGCGGGAGGUCCCACGAAGUUAUAUCUUCUUUCUCGAGAAUCGCGUCCUAUCACUAGAGACUUUGUUAGAAUCCAAAGGAAUCCCGUUCCCCAAGGCCGAUAAGCUCAGGCUGUAUAGUGGCGCAGCCGAUAGGCCAACUCCAUCGACACAACCGCUAAAUCAGGGUGUACAAACCGAUGCUUUGCCAGCAGCCCUUGACCAACGUCACAAAGCAGGAGGUUCAUGCUGUCAUACGAGCUGCCAAGUCCAACGCCAUGUAAAAGGUCCAGCAUCCCCCUCAACAGCGGAACCAGCAACGUCAAAUUACCGUUUUCAUGGCGCCAUAUCUGCGACAAACCCACCUGAGACUGCGCAACUGGCGCCAUCUCACUGGCGCGAGUUCUCAGAGCGGGAUGAACGAGCUGAAUUUUCCAGAUCUGUCGCCAAGAGGGAUCGCGAUGGCGGCGGAUCCAUGAGAGAGUCUUUCUUUGGGUUGCAUACCAAUUCGCUACGCCAUCCGGUGCGCCAGGCCGAGUUCCCAGGAAAAGAAGUAGGCCUUCGUUUGGUCGAGCUUUACUUUCAACAUGCUAACCCCCAGAUUCCCAUCCUACAUCGUGCCGAAUUCAUGGAAAUUUUUCAUCAAGCAUACACUGCUGAAGGAUCUGUGCGGGACCGCGAGCUGUGCUUGCUGCACAUGGUUUUUGCGAUUGGCAGCGCCCAGAGCCUGGGAGACUCGGCCGACCCGGACGAUGGCGAAAAGCAGUACCAGCCUGAAGAGUACUAUGCCAGCGCCAAGGAGCAUUUCCUGACAUGUUCAAGGAUCACAGGCAUACGUGCGGGGAACGAAACCGAGCGGCAUUUGACGGCCCUUGAAUACCUUCAAAUACAUCUGCUGAAAGCCAGUUUUGCUCUUCUAAGGCCUGUAUCCCCAGGACUGUGGUACAUCACUGGCGAGGCGAUGAGGUUGGCAGUCGAUCUCGGGCUACAUUUUGAGCAGGGCAACGAGCCUCAAUUCAGGGUCGAUAACGCUAGAAGACAAGGCGAUAGAGAGGCCGACCGGGAUAGGGGAACACGAGAGUACAUGCGUGACCGGCGGCGCAGGCUCUGGUGGUGUGCAUAUUCUCUUGAUCGGCUUAUAAGCAUUUGCGUCGGGCGGCCAUUGGGGGUUAGCGAUCAGGUCAUCACUACCCCGUUCCCGUCUCUGGCGGAUGACAGAUUCAUUACUCCACAAGGAAUCAUAAUACCGCCGUCGGGCGAAACGGCCGGGCCGAGCUACAAGUUUGUCGCUCAACAUUACUUCCGGCUGCGGUUGUUGCAGUCGGAAAUAGUGCAAGCGCUACAGAUACAGCAAGCUCAAGCGGCCUGCCAGCAGCGCAUGGACACCAAGAUGGCCUCCCCAUUCCCGGCCCAGUUCGCUUCGUUUCGUGAUUGGAGAAGAGACAUUGAAAAGCGUCUCGCUGACUGGAGGGAUAGUGCACCCACAAAGGAGCAAACCGGAGUCGACUUUUCCACCGAGUUCCUUGAGGUUAACUACUGGCAGGUCAUCAUCUUUCUCCUCAGACAGAGCCUACCUAUACCCAACGACUUCCGUAAAGAGUACCAUAUCUUCAAAGAGUUCAACAGCCCAAGCAUACACAAUGUUGAGCUUCGAGAAGAUCAAGAGGCCGUAUACGUCAAGGUUGCAGAAGCCGGGGCCAAGAUUUUGAAACUAUACAACCGUCUAAACCAGCGAGGAGUCGUGAACUAUACUUAUCUGGCCACGCACUACGUCUACAUGUCAGGAAUCUACUACCUCUAUGCAAUCUGGCACUCGGCUCAGGUCAGGAGCAAUACUUUGCUCGAUGAGAUAAACGAUACGAUUGCAAGAGGGCACACUGUUUUCACUGCUCUCAUCCCCAAAUGUCCCCCCGCCGAACGAUGCAGAGACGCAUUUGAUCGAAUGGCAAAAGCAACCGUCAAGAGGGCCAUGAUGCAGGGUGGUUUUGCACCAGCCCUCGUGCGGCAGGCGGAGAAUGAACGACAACAUCGCUUUCUACCAGAGGCUACUAGUCCAGCACAUAGCCCACAUGCACUUAAAAACGAGGAACGAUGGUCGACACGAACCUACAGCCCAACAAACCUCCAUCGGAUCGGGGAUGCAAGCAGUAACACACCUUACAGCCGCUCCCAUUAUCAAGAGGGCAGCUACAUCGCCACACUACCGUCGCCUCCAGGACACGCUUUGCGGCUACCACAGCCACGUUCGAUGCAUUGCGACGGCUUGAUGAAGCUCGAGAACGAGGCAUUUGGGCCUUCCAUGCAACAAUCAAGCAGUCUCGACGGAAGCCUGGGCUCAAUACGCCCGCACGACUCUCAAGGAGCCGGCGAGGACGUCAAAGCAGUCGCGACGGCUGCAGACGCUAUGGUGUCGACAUUUUUCUCCCAGCAACAGACGCGGAGACACUCAGCUUCAUCUCCCACCGGGGCGCCGAAUCUACCGCCCCCACCCACGCAUCUAUUGAGACCGCACUCUGGAUUGCCCAACGGAAUGGAAGUGUUGAUUGCUACGCCACAGAUCCAGCUUCAGCCACAACACCAUCAUCGCCACCAUCACCACCUUCCUCCAACGCCCAACAGUUAUCAGCCGGGAAUGAUGAACUGUGAGGAGCCGCAGGGAAUGGACUUCAUGCAGAGCCUUAUGGCAGUGGCACCCCCCGGUAGCGAUCCCUUCAUGGAUCUCCAGAUGAACUUUGGCUUUGGUGCCGGCUGGGGAGGCCAGUAUCAAGACUUUAGCGAUGGAUCACAGGUAGACCUUCUUGGAGGUUUCUGGGCCGAUAGACAGCAGGGUGGUUUUGCCGGUGGUGGGGGACUUUAA
Pyricularia pennisetigena is the source of this 3231-nucleotide messenger RNA. RefSeq lists its product as uncharacterized. Gene Ontology annotation, biological process: positive regulation of transcription by RNA polymerase II; DNA-templated transcription. NCBI's taxonomy places the organism in Eukaryota, Fungi, Ascomycota, Sordariomycetes, Magnaporthales, Pyriculariaceae. The record is from RefSeq and is a predicted model, not a curated record. The coding region runs from base 1 to 3231 and encodes 1076 amino acids. Gene Ontology annotation, molecular function: sequence-specific DNA binding; DNA-binding transcription factor activity, RNA polymerase II-specific; zinc ion binding. The transcript is spliced from 3 exons.